AUGCCUCCAAAGUCUACUGGAGAGCGUGCCUACUGGACUCAGGAUGAUGAAUCCAAGCUUUUGGCAUAUCUCAAUGACCAUAAAGCAGAGGCUGGUGAUGCCUUUAACUUCAAAGCGGCUACCUGGACUGCUGCUGCUGCUCAUGUGAAUGCUGUGGUCACUCGGGGAGCACCAAAGAAUGGGAAUUCUUGCAAAAUCAAGUAUAGGACGUUAAAGCUCACAUACAAGAUUGUUGAUGCUAUUUGCAACAACUCUGGAUGGUCCUGGGAUGAUGAAAAGGGGGCAGAUAUCACUCCUGAGAAGCGGGGAAUGUGCGAUGAUUAUGUCCUCUGCCAUCCAGGUGCUGGUCCGUUUUGCAAUAGUGGCUGGGCACAUCUGGCAAUUUUUGAUGUGUUUCUCGGAAAGAGGGCUGUGAAAGGCGCUCAUGUCUAUCACACCUCCCAAGGUAUCUCUGCAUCUGACUCCUUGGAUAGGGAGAACAGUCCUCCUUGGCCGAAAACUCUCAGAGAUUCGGAUGAUAACACUCAGAUUGAUCCUGCCUUGCUGUCGGAUAAUGAAGACAAUAUUGGUGAAGUUGCAGAACCUCCUUCAACUCCUGUUCCUACCCAGCGUAAGCGUCCAGCUACUACGCCUACUAUGUCAAGUGCUAGUAUCAAGAAAGCUCGGACGUCUACUGGAGCAAAGGCAAUCAGUGAUCUCAAUGCAACAUUUGAACGCAUGACUGCAGUUCUUGAAAAUGCUUUUCCGAAAUCCACUUUGCAACCAUCUCCAGUUCAUAAAUCCGAUGCAAUCAAGUUAGCACAAACACAAGAGAAGGAUUGGUUGGACAAACGUCAAAUGGCAAAGCUUUUAUCUAUCUUGGCAAGUGAACAUUUUGCUGCAGAGAAUUACCAGCUUUUAGAGGAUGAAGAACUUUGUUGGGAGUGGAUUUCACUUAAAUUAGGUUUAGAAUAA
Messenger RNA from Psilocybe cubensis, 954 nucleotides. RefSeq lists its product as uncharacterized. The record is from RefSeq and is a predicted model, not a curated record. Bases 1 to 954 code for a protein of 317 amino acids. The transcript is spliced from 3 exons. Lineage: Eukaryota; Fungi; Basidiomycota; Agaricomycetes; Agaricales; Agrocybaceae.